Molecule: messenger RNA, 2208 nt
Organism: Dracunculus medinensis (Guinea worm)
Lineage: Eukaryota; Metazoa; Nematoda; Chromadorea; Rhabditida; Dracunculidae
Source: the annotation of a GenBank genome assembly
GCGUUAAUAAUCGGUAUGAAUGAGAAUCUUCCAGUUUCAUCAACCAUACAAGUUCCACGUACAAUAGCGCCUUUUAUCACAGCUGAUCCUCAGCACGCUCUUCCACGAAUGGAUCGAACAUUAAAUGCGAAACAAAUUAUUGCUGCUAAGCCAAAGGCACUUCAGGAUUGUUUAUGCGAACGUCCAGCAAGUCAUAUAAUAUGUAAAAGAUGUGGGUAUGAAUUUGUUGGUCGUUUGUCAAAAGUUUGUCCAGAACAUCCGAAAAAGUUACCAUUGAUGGAUCAUCGAGAAUGUCCAAAUCAUUAUAUGAAUUAUAAAUUUGUAACGAUACGGCGAAUCAUAUGUUUUGUGUUUUUUGAUUUAGCAACGAAUAUUGGUUUAUUAAGAGAUGGUGGCGAUUCUUAUAAUGAAGAAUUAUUCAUCAAACGCUUAAAAAGUGAAAACAUUCUUUCACAAUUUCGAUUUAUUAUUACCACGCGAAUCAAUUUAGGAACGGACUAUCAAGUUUUUCCACGUAUUAUUGGUGAAGUUUUAACGAAAUACAACAUCGAUGAACUUCAUUUUUCACUUACACAAGGUGUAUGGAAGACAGAUAAAUGGGGAAUUGCACCUCAGCCGGCAAGUCCAUCAGGAGCGCAAUUAUAUGCUUGGUUUAGUGGUAUUGAUGGCGAAUCGAGUGUUGAUGAACGGUGGAAUUAUUUGCUCAAUUCACUGAAUGGAAUUUUUUGUGCAUCGCUUCUUGAAAUGAAUCCAACAUUAACUGUAAUUCCGAAGCGGUCGUUUCGUUUACGAAACUCUUUGAAACAUAAAAGUAAUCAUAGCAUUAGCUCAUUAAGAUAUGGAGCUUUAUCUGGUGAGACUGUUUGCACCGAGAAUUUAACACCGUGGCGAAAAUUGUUGCCUUGUAAACAAACUGGUCUUUCAACGCUUCUGAAUCCUGUAAAAUUUUAUGAAUCAAUUUUUCAUUCAAUGUCAGUUAACAUUUACCAAAUUUGUCAGGGUGACAAGGAUAACAUAUGUGAAGGCCGUAUUCGUUUAGAACUUUAUUUAAAUAUGGUCUCUGAAUUUGAUCUACGCUUCCGAUCUUUAGAUUGGAGUAUCAAGCAGAUAUUCGAUAGGGAAAUUGGAAGUAAAUGUGCAAUUGCGGAUUCAAGUACUAUUAUUUUCGAAAGAGAUCGCAAGUCAGUUUCAAUUAACGAACCGAGUGAUAUUAUAGAAUUCGGCGGUCGUGUUUUUCUUUUGUACGAUAUAUCUGCAUUAUCUAAAACAUUUCCUUUUAAUUUAGCUGCCGUUUAUAAAAGAAAACUUGAUUUAUCCAGGAAAAGGCCUGAAACACUGAUGAGCAUUUACAGUUUUCUUGGUGGAUCUAAUCAGCAGUCAGGAAGAGUAGUUAGCGUAAUCAAGAAUGAUCAAUCAUUUAAACAAGAUGUUAUUUAUACGCAUAUUAUUCCGUGGUUUAUGCGAGUUUAUUUUCAUACCAUCCGCCUAAACUGCUUUAGUAUCGAUCAAGAGAAUGUAAAAAAAGAUGGAUAUAUUAGGGAGCAUCAUUUUAUACCUGGCAAGGAUCGUAUUCGUCCAUUUUUCAUUGAAUAUGGUCUUGUGUUGCCUUCUCUUUCUUUUUGUGAAUUUUCAUUCGAAUUCGAUAAAGCAUUUCUCAGAGUAAGCGAAUAUCCGCCGGAUGCAAAUCGUGGCCGUUAUGUUCCAGCUGCUUCAUUAUCAUUUAUGGCUUCUGACGAAUUAUGGUAUACCAAUAUUACCGUUCAUGGCGAUUUUUUAAUAUCAGCCUUAGAUGAAAUAAACGGUACUCAGUCAUCACGUUGUAUAACAAUAUAUGGAAACGCUCUGUUGGUUUUACUUCCAGUACCUGAUUUCAGCAUGCCUUUUAACGUAAUAUGCCUUGUGUGCACAGCCAUUGUAAUGCUUUUUGGGCCUGUUCAUUCACUUACAACCAAAAUAAUGAUUCCUCUUUCGAGAAAAGAUAAAGAUCUAGCUCCAGUGCCACCUUUACGAAAGCUGUUACUGUCGAUAUAUAAAAAUUCAGAAAUUCGUCUUAAGAGAUUUGUGAAGAGGGAGCCGAAAGCAGCUGAGAUGGUGGUUUGUGCAGGAUCAGGUUUAUUCACUCAUUUUUUUUUACCGGCAAUAUGCCUACUGGAAGCUUUGCCGAAAAUAUUUCUGAAAGUAUCGGAGACAAAAAUUCCCCAUUUUUAA